Messenger RNA from Prorocentrum cordatum, 4394 nucleotides. NCBI's taxonomy places the organism in Eukaryota, Dinophyceae, Prorocentrales, Prorocentraceae. The record is from the annotation of a GenBank genome assembly.
AUGGCCCCCGCGCAGCUGGCGGCGGCGCGCGCGGCCGCCGCAUUCUGGAUGCUCACGCUGGGCCUCUACAACCCGCAGAGCUUGCCCGCCUGGCGGGAGGAGCUGGUGAGCGAGGCGCUGCAGAAUUUCGACGUGGUGGUGCUGCCAGGCACGCAGCAGCGCCAGAGGGACGACGCGAUCCCCGUCACGGCCAUCCGCACGAUGAGGCAUGUGGCCUACGGAUGGGGCUGGCGUCGAGGAAGGUUCACGAACAAGAGCUGCGGCAUCACGAUCAUGAUUGGGAGGAGAGUUCGUCGCAACCACGUUCGCCAGGUACUCAGCCCUCCGCCGAAGCUGGGCAUCACUGGAAGGGCGGGAGGGAUCAAGCUGGCAACGGCGCGGACUCCGAUGCUCGUCUUCGGAGUUUAUCUCACGCCCUCUGGGACCCAGGAGGAGCGCACGGAGUCCAUGCAGCGCAUCCUAGGCUGGAUCACAGACGAGGUGGCGAAGGCAGGCAACAGGUACCUGGUGGUGAUCGCUGGGGAUUUCAACGAGCAGCUGGGUUUCAGCGACAUAGACGAGGUGGCUGGACGGCACGGACGACAUCGGCGAUCAAGACAAGUAGAACAAUUACGAUGGUGGGCGGCCACUAACUACCUUACCGCGGCCAACACGCACUUUCGCUUGCCCGCCAGCUACUACGGGUCAGAGACGAACAGCUGGAUUGAUCAUGUGUUCGUCCCGUCCACGGCUAUGGGAUUCGUGCCAAUGAUCAGGAUGCGCCCCGACCUGAUGCGCACGCUCUCACCGUUCCCUACAGCUGAGCUUCGCGACCACUGCCCAAUGGAGGUCCACAUCACUUACGAGCUGAGCUACUCGCCGCUGCGGAGCGCCACGGAGAGAGUGGAUCGGGACUCCCUCAUGAGGUGCUUGACCAAGGGCGAGCGGAGGCGUGAGUUCUGCGAGAAGGUCGAGUCCAACCUGAGCGCAGUUGAGGCCGAGUGGAACCUCUCCGACUCCGACCCCACGCCAGAGACCAAGCACCAGCUAUUCACGAAGGCGAUCCGCGACGCCACUCUCUCGGUCUUCCCGUCCACGAGGAGGCUGGGCACGGAGUACGAGCAUCUGGUGGAAGAGAGGGUUCAGGCUCUGCGGGCUCGGGCUCAGGUGGCACACGAACUAGCAGAGCUGCAAGCUGGCCUCAGCAACGCAGACCACAACCACGACUUCGAGCGCAACGUGAUGGUUGCAGAGGCGCGGCUACGGCGUCUCACAGGCGAAUGCAAGGCACGUCGCAAGGCUCAUCAGGAAUACACUUUCUACGAGCGGAUCGAGAUGCUCGCCAUAUGCCUGGCGCCCAUGGAGCGGAUCGACAGCACUGGCAGGGGACUCGGCUACGUGGACGAUGCACCCAUGCAGAUGACGAAGUUCGAGCAGUGCCUAUGGGACCUGCUACAAGACACGCGCAUCAAGAAGACCUUCGCUCCAUCGGGCAAGCGCACUCGCGCCAUCGGGCUCGACAAGAACAAAGGGCGGGCCGACCUGAAGGGGCAGCGCGUGAUCCACUUGUAUGACCAUCUCUCGCAGGCGUGGCACAGCGGCCUCCGACGACGGCAACUACCUGGAGACUGGCCAGAGUGGGCGCACGGCAGCUUACCCCAUCGCAGCAGGGAAUCAGCCCUGCUGGCGCUGCAGUCGGCAUGCUGGCGGCUCAGGGAUGCCAACUUCUCGGUUGCGCAGCAAAACUGGGAUGCGGCUGGGGCCUUCAACGCCAUCUGCUGGGAGCACUGGCUCACGCACGCAGGUGACAGACUGCAGGCCGUGGACAGGCCCUUCUUCGCACAACUCCUUUCCGACCUAUGCGUCACCGUAUCGGCCCCUGAUGGCGAACUCGAGUUCACCCCGCAGGAGGGAGGCGCCAUGGGCAGCAGCUUGAUCCCGUGGGGCUUCGUGGCCACCUACUCGGUCGCGGUCAGCAACGCCUUUGACGGGCUGAAGGAACAGGACGAGAGCUUCAACUGGCUCGAUACGAUGAUCCCCGACAGGGACGACGAGACCUUCGACGUCGGGGCUGCGGUGUUCGUGGACGACGUGACGCGCAUCACCCCGAUCCCCAAGCACGCCACUGGGAACGACAUCGUCCGCAGGCUCAACCGCACUACCAGGACGAUCAACACGGAGAUUGGCAAGCAGGGCGGAGGACUUAACGAGGACAAGACUGUCAGCACGCUCGAUCUACGGGGCCAUGGUUCGAAUACGGCGACGAGAAAAGUAGCAACGUCUCGGCAACUGAAGGGGACGGUGGCUAAGUGCGCCAGGUUGCUUGGACCGAUUGUGGCGGCGGACCUGUCCGUGCAUGAGGAGAUCAAGGCCAGGGUGAUGGCGGCGAAGCGGGGCUGGUACAACAUGGGCUCGACUUGGUACCACGAGAUCCAGAAGAGGUGUGCCCGCUUGCAGUUCAUUAGCUACGUAUACGAGACCGCCCUCUCGGCGUUGCACGUGCUCCUCGUCACUCAGAGCCAGAUUGAUCGGAUCACCACAGUCCUCACAAAGCUCCUGCGGUCGUUGAUGGGAGGGCGUUUUACCAAGUGGAGGGACGACGGCUCAGCGCGCACCAUCACGAACGCCAAGGUGUGGGACUACUGGGAGCUGGCCAAGCCAGAGAUCGAGCUGAGAGUGAGGAGGCUGCGGUUCUACCAGCGCAUGGCGAAGUACCCCAAGGCCCACGAGCAGGUGAUCGCGGCGGUCUUCGGGCAGUGCAAGUUCGAGGAGGAGAUGGGGAUCUGCAGGCUGGGAGAGGACGGAUGGCCUAUCUCAACCUCUACGCCGUGGUGCCUACAACUGGAGAAGGAUUUGAGGGAGAUGGGCAAGGUGAGGCUGAUGGACCUGUUCUACGAGGGCGACGUGCACGACCAGUUCAUUAGGCUGGACCUGCGUGCUAUGCGCGCGGCAUCCUUCGCCGUGCAGAUACCCCCACCUGGCUUCGCAAGAGGGAUUCAGAAGGGCACGGUGACGAGGAGGGAGCGCUCGGCGACCAUGGAAGCAGUGAGCGAGGCGGCCGCCCCAGACCUGAAGACGGCGAAGCAGGCGAGGGAGGACGACGAGGAGAGGAAGGCACCAGAGGCGGCCAAACCAGAGGGGGCGACACCCACGGGCAAGGCGAAGGCGGGCAGCAAGAAGAAGAAGAAGCUCGCGACCGAUGGUGGCACGAGGCCUGCCGCCGCCAGCUCCAGCGGGGUCUCCGACGGGAUGGUCGUCAGGCUGCAGAAGGGGGUGCUGAACACGAUGCAGGGGCAGCGCGGCCUGGAGGGAGCGGUGUACGACUUCCGCCUGGUGCCAGUGAACAGCGUCACCGUGGAGGCGGCGGAGGCGAGCGGCAAGGAGGACAACGAGGCGGUGGAGUCCAAGGCUUACACCCCACAGGAGCUCGGCAGCCCGCACGUCCAGAUCGCGAAGAGCGUGAUCAACAAGCUGGCCGUCGCAGACAUGGGCAACGGGCAGCAGGUCAGGCUGGCGCAGUGCGUGAUGUCCCUCAUGAACACGGCGCUGGAGGAGACCCCAGCGCUUACGGGCGAGGUCUUCAAGGGAUUCCGACUCAAGCGGGCGAGGUUCGACGAGCAGGUGCAGGCUACGGGGUGCAGCAAGAUGACGAUGGCCAUCAACCCGCACGUGCAGCUGCCGCUGGAGAAUCCCAAGUGGCUGAGCAAGCACGGCGUGGGGAAGAAGAAGGCGAACGAGGAGGAGAUCAUGGAGAGCGACGCGGAGGGACCGCGAUGCCUCUCCGACAUGCCGCUGAUGCCGAUCUUCGUCAGGGACGUGCGGACAGCGUUCCUCACCAUGCUGGAGGCCGAGGGCGCGGUGCGGUCCGACGGCCAGCCCCCAAGGUCCAGGCUCGAGCGAGAUCUGCAGAAGGAUCUGGGCCAGAUGCUGAAGUUGAGCUGACGGCCCUGAGGCAGCAGAUGGCCAGUGUGGCCGCGAUGGUCGCGGCGACUGGCAGCGAGCGAGGAAGAGAGCUUCUGAGGGCCCUAGAGAGCAGGGUUGCCCGGCUGGGGUCGCUCCGAAGGAGAGCCCACAGUCGGACGUGACGCGCUGCGGGUCCCCAUCACCCCCAGGCCGUUUGGCGGGUUCUGGCCCUGGUGGCUCCGUCCAACAGCUAGGGGGUGGGUGGGACCCGCGGUGCUUUGGUGCAGUCAGCGUCGGUCGCUAGUCGCGGGCCCCCCUGGCUGCAUCGGACCCCGUCGCCGCAUAAGCGGAGCGGGGCGCCGCCAGGCCCCCGCGGCCGCGCGCCGACCCCGUUCCCGACGUCACAGGGGCACAUAACGGUUUUGAGUUUUUCGGCCUGGAACUCGGAAUUCGGUGUCUAGAGCCCUGAGACUGGUUUUGUUGCCCCCGAUGUGUGUUUAGUUUUAGUUUAG